This is a messenger RNA of Scheffersomyces stipitis CBS 6054, 1365 nucleotides long. It is a transcript of the gene SPF1.2, whose product is annotated as PF1 P-type ATPase. Bases 1 to 1365 code for a protein of 454 amino acids. The transcript has a single exon. Gene Ontology annotation, biological process: intracellular calcium ion homeostasis. The record is from RefSeq and is a predicted model, not a curated record. NCBI's taxonomy places the organism in Eukaryota, Fungi, Ascomycota, Pichiomycetes, Serinales, Debaryomycetaceae. Gene Ontology annotation, cellular component: endoplasmic reticulum membrane. Gene Ontology annotation, molecular function: P-type ion transporter activity.
AUGUCCAACAUCAUUGACAACCCAGAUAUUGCAGGGGCUAAGUUGCUUGUUCGCACAAAAGGAUUUCUCAACCGUUCUUUGUUAUAUCCAUAUCUAUGGCCAAAGCUAGCCCUAGUCCCAGUUCUCUUUGAUGCCUACUUCUCUUACUGCUACGAGCAUGUGGAAAACGGGGCAUUUUUUUAUUUGAUGAUGGUGAACAUGAUAAUUGCUAGCUGGAUCCGGAAAAUAUUUAUACUCGUUUUUGUCUCCUGGGUAUUUCGUCUUUGUUUCCCUGGAUUUGAUUUCCAUAACUACUCCGCUGUUAACACGAUUACGGAAGCCAGUCAUAUUAGGAUUUUGACCAGCCCAAACCACAAAAGCGGUAAAGUCUGUCCAAUAUUCAGAAAAAAGUUCCAUGAUGGCGAAGAACAGGUUUUAUUUUUGUACCAGAGACGUCACUAUUUGCUCAAUGUUAAGACCCAGAGGUUUUCACCUCCUGCCUUCCUCUUUGAUGAAGAGCCUGAAUUGGCCAAUUUCCAGAGCUCGACAGGGCUCCUGGGUGACUUGGAAAAGCUUGUAAGAAACUACGGUAAGAACAAGUUUGAUAUACCAGUUCCUACCUUCAAGGACUUGCUCCAGGAGCCUACCAUUGCUCACGCCUUGGAGUUCGUAGCUUUCGGUGGAGCUCUUUCGAUUUUGAAUAAGAUGUGGUACCGCUCAUUGUUGUUGCUCGUUGUGCUUGUUUUGGUCGAGAUGACUACCUUGUUCCAGAGAAGAGCCGCCUUUGCUAAAAUCCAGGAAAUGGAAGUUACACCUUACACUAUCUACACAUAUAGAGAUGGCAAAUGGAAGCAGUUGAAGACCACUGAAUUGCUUCCUGGUGAUUUGGUUUCUGUCACCAGAACUAGCGAUGACUCUACGCUUCCCUGUGAUUUACUCUUAACAGAUGGUGCCGCCAUCGUUAACGAAGCCAUGUUGUCAGGCGAGUAUACACCUUUGUUUAAGGAGUCGAUCAAGUUAAGGCCCAGUGCUGAAAAGUUGCAACCAGAGGGUUUGGACAAGAACUCAAUUUUGCAUGGUGGUUCCUUUGUCUUACGAGUGACCAAGCCAGAAAACCCAAUUAUUCCCAUUGCUCCCGAUAACGGAGCUCUUGCCUAUGUGACCAAAACUGGCUUUGAGACCUCGCAAGGUUGUUUGGUUCGUAGGAAGAUUCUCUCCACUGAACAAGACACACCAGGCAUUAUUGAAGUUUUUCUUCUCAUCUUGUUAAUCUUACAUGACUUUGAACCUCAUAAAUGGUACGAAGAUAGUAAAGGAAUGAUUUCACUUUUCGGGAAGAUAAUACAUUCCACUCUGGAAUCAUUAGGGCUCGGCAAUGAAAAGUAG